AAAUCAUUACUAUAUUGUACGAGUCAAAUCGUUAAUAAUUCACGCGCGCGGCGUGUACUAGCCAUUCAGACUAAAAGAGUUAUAAUUUAUAAGCUGGAAAUCCCCAUAGAAACAAGGAAACAAAACCCGUUGGAUCUGCGUCUGUUUCAAUUGGGAAGAAUAAACUAUAUCCUUUAUAGCACUGGACUCAGAGCAGAUAUGUCAGCAAAAUCUGUAAGAUUCAAGGAGAACGAGGAAAGCCCUAUUGGGCAUGAAGUACCAACGGCUUGCAUUCAGCAUGUUACAGAGUCAAGAAGUGAAGACGAAACUUCAACAAGAACAAUUACAUCGCAGACAAUUUCAGAGAGCACGAAUUCCAAUACACUACACACAAAGAAAAGAAAAAAGAAGAAAACUGAAUUGCAAAAACUCAAGCAUGAGAAAAAGAAAAUAUUGAAGGAACUAAAGCAGACGAAGAAAUCUAUAAAGGAAGACAGUGCGAAUAAAGAGAGCGAGAAUUAUUCUCCUUUCGAGAAUCGGCGACGAUUGGCAAGGACAACAAGCGAGAUGCAGACGAAACUGGAGCAAAUUAAAGACCAAAUUUCAGUCAAGAAAGAAAUAAAGAAAGAGAAAACAAAGAAGAGUAUGCACACGAAAAUUAAGAAGAAAAGCAUCAAGGCAGACAAGCAACAUAGCAGGAUUAUCAAAAUGACCGGGAGACUGGAGCGAAUCAAGUUGGGUGAAGAAGCACUCAGAAUGGAAAUAGCACAGGAAAUAUCGGAACUUGGACUGGAAGAGAAAAAGGAGGAAAGUGCUGAGGAAGAUAGAAAAAUGAAAGCUGUGCUAGAAGCGAGAAGACGAUUUAAGGGACUUACUCGAAAGCCUUCUGAGACAAACAAUAACGACUCGAUGGGAGAUUGCGACUCCGGACAAAACCGUUCCGGACAGACCUCCGGAAAUCGGAUAUCAUCUCGACUAAGCUCUGUUGCCGAGGAAACGAACACAGAAGAAACUACAUGGGCGAAGAGAACGACUAAUGCUUUGAGUAGACUGGGCUCUAGCCCGUCGUUCAUCCCGGGGAUAGGAGAGAAUGGGUACGAGUGGGUACGAAUGCCAUGUGUUGACCCAGGCAUGUCUGAAAGGCGCUACAGUUCUGCUGGCCCUUUGAGUAAAUCUAUGCCUAAUAGACCCCGGCGAUUUAGCUUAUUCGAUAGUCUACCCGAGAGUUCUGUCGAUCAAAUGCCCAAAAGAUCGCAUAGUGACCUCACAGCACGGUCAUCACAACGCCAAGAGUCCGAGGAAGAAUCAUUCCCGGAACUGGCGCGCAUGGAAACGAGGUCCGUUCAAUCGGUCAAUGAUUUUCUGCCACGUGACGUAACAGAAAAUUUGACGUCAUCAUGGGAUGAUCGGCCGUUCACGGGUCGAUCUACCGCGAGUAUCGAUGAGAAAAAGAGGCGAGCCGAAAACUUGGCGAAGAAGUAUCAGUUUACGAGAGAAUUAAGGAAUACAAUACACGAGCACAUGAUAUCCCGGUCGUACAGCUACUCUUAUAAUAUAAUCAUCCCGCCUUACAAACACAAGAAAGAGAAGUCGCAGAAAUCCAAGGUUUCGUUCAACAGAGCCGUUCUGGAAGAUAAAAUAAAAGUCACAGAGUUCAGUAAGAAGUUCGGCUCGUCUAAACCUAAGGUGGUCACGUGAUAAGAAAUUCGCGUCGUGUGAACACAAGGUGGUCACGUGAUAAUAGGUUCGGCUCGUCUAACCCCAAGCUGGUCACGUGAUAAGAAGAUCGCCUCGUGUGAACCCAAGCUUGUCGCUUGACGCAUUUCAGCGUAAGAAUUUUGACUUGUCUUAACCGAAGGAGGUAACGUGAUCCAUUUAUAUCGCAUCAUUUUCUACCUCAGUGUCCGGCCUACUCAGUGUCUUGACUUAAGAACUUGUCAGACCAGUUAUUUACUUGUCAGACCAGUAAAUAACUAGCCAGACCAGUUCGUCGGUGAUUAAGUCGAUUCAGACCAGUCACACGUCAAACCAGGGGCAAAUGAUACGAACCAAAGAGAGGCUGUGCCUUGAUGUUGCCAAUCAAGUUAAGAGAAGUGAGAUAGUAACACACGAGUCUGCAUUGAUUCGGGCAUUUUUGCAUAUCCCUUGUGCACUCGAUAUAAUUUUUUUAAAACUUAAACUUAAAACUUUCUAAAAGAUUUAGGCACAGCGGACUCAGCAUAUUUGCACUUCUAAUAUAUUUUUUUUCUGAUAAAAUCCAGUUUUUGACAUUCUACUUAAAUUCUGGGUUUGCCAUGGAUGCGCUACAAAAGCUCUAAGCGCUCGUUGAAUGUAUUCCUAACUCGCUGAGGCAAGGCUACAGGAAGUGGUAUGCUCUAUUCGGGUUUUUAUCAGUUUAUUCAGCUGAGCGCAGCGAAACAGAAUAGAUCGCUUCUUAUCAAGCCAUGGUCUUCUCUGAAGAAAGACGAACAUGUGCCGAGUGCAAGACCGGUGUCACGGCGAAUUGUGAAUGGGAACAUGGGUGGAAAGGGGAGCUUUUACUAUCACUGGAAAAUAAAAGUAAAGUACGAUUUUUUCUUACUUUUGUAAUCUUAUUAUAUUUAAAAAAAUAUGUAAACUAUGUCGGCAUGGCAUCGUAACGCACGGGCGCAUUUUGUCUGACGUUUGUUUAGGGAACCGUUGUUUUGAUAUCAUAUGAAACUCAUAAAAGAAAAUAAUAAAAGAAAUAAUAACAAGAAAUAAAAAGAAAUAAUAACAA
Molecule: messenger RNA, 2737 nt
Organism: Nematostella vectensis (starlet sea anemone)
Lineage: Eukaryota; Metazoa; Cnidaria; Anthozoa; Actiniaria; Edwardsiidae
Exons: 1
Coding region: 199-1677 (492 amino acids)
Source: RefSeq, a predicted model, not a curated record